AUGUCGAACAGAUCGGGCUACUCGCUGGCCCGCAUCCUCACUCUAGGGCUCAUCUUCCAUCUAGUCUACAUCGGCACCGUCUUUGACUGCUACUUCACGAGCCCGGUCGUCCAUGGCAUGCGUCCGCACCGGCUGCCGCAGGCGGAAGCGAAGCGCCUCGUGCUCAUCGUCGGUGACGGGCUGCGCGCGGACUUUGUGUUCAGCGCGAAUGCCAGCGCAAUCGUACCGGACGCACCGGAGCGAGUCGCCCCUUACUUAAGGGAGAUAGUUGAGACGAGAGGGGCGUACGGAAUUUCGCAUACGCGUGUGCCGACGGAGAGCAGACCCGGCCACGUAGCCAUCAUAGGCGGGAUGUAUGAAGAUGUUUCUGCCGUGACGAAGGGAUGGAAAACUAAUCCCGUAAACUUUGACUCGGUGUUCAAUCAAUCCAGCCACACAUUUUCGUUUGGGUCGCCAGAUAUCCUUCCUAUGUUCUCGCACGGCGCGACGCCGGGAAAAGUCAAGAUGUGGUGCUAUGAUGAAGAAGACGAGGAUUUCACAAAGGACGCUACCGCAUUGGAUAUCUGGGUGUUUGAACACUUAGAAGCGUUGCUGAGCAACGCUACCACUAACGAGUCACUGAACGCGCAAUUGCGCCAAGAGAAGGUCGUGUUUUUUCUCCACUUACUCGGGCUCGACACGACUGGACACUCCUACAGACCGCACUCCAAGGAAUACAUGAACAAUAUACGUGUCGUGGAUGACAUCGUGCGCAAGACGGAGCAGCUGAUAUCGCGGUUUUACGGCGACGAGGACACGAGCUUUGUGUUCACGGCUGAUCAUGGAAUGUCGAGGAUCGGCAACCAUGGCGAUGGAGAUCCCGACAAUACGCGCACGCCGCUCAUAGCCUGGGGCGCUGGGAUCCGCGGUCCCAUCCACGCAUCGACGCAGGUAGACGAAUACUCUGCGCCAUGGGAGCUCGGUCAUCUCGCCCGCCGCGACGUCGAACAAGCAGACAUAGCGGCGCUGAUGUCCGCGUUGCUCGGCAUCGACUGGCCUGUCAACUCUGUCGGCGUGUUGCCGGACGUUGACCCCGGUGCGGAUGGAUACCUGAAAAUGAAGGAUGGGGAGGCGGGCGUGGCGGCGGCCGCACUUACAAAUGCAAAGGUCAUCCUGGAGCAUUAUCGAGUCAAGCAUGAGAUGAAGGAGGCCCAUACACUCUUCUACAAGCCAUUCAGAUAUUUUGAGCAUCCAAGUUCGAAUUAUCCAGGCUCCUCGGAAAUAGCCGAUAUUGAGCGUCUCAUCGCUGAAGGGCGAUUCAGCGAGAGCCGCCGUCAUUCUGCAAAGCUCAUCACAGCGGCUCUUCAAGGCCUCCGAUAUCUUGAAACAUAUGAUCGCACCCUCAUUCGCAUCAUUGUUACCGUUGCAUACACAGGCUGGAUUGCGUUCAGCGCAUUAUUCAUUCUUGUACCUCGGAAACCCUCUGCAUUAUGGACACCAGGCAGCCCUUUGAUAUUCCUUCUCUCUGUUUCAACACUUCUUGCAUUCUGGGCCCUGUUCGCUCUGCAAAAAUCUGCAUGGACUUUGUACAUCUACAUCGUCUUCCCAGUAUAUUUCUGGCAUCGAAUCAUCGAGCAAACCGGAGAGCUUAUAUCCUUCUGGCGAAGACUGGAGCACACCACGCCUCUCGCUGGGUCGAAAUUGGCCAUUGGAGGAGUGUUGGUAGUCGCAGCGUUGCAAAGCAUGGUGCUUGGAUACACUCACCGCGCGAUCUGGAGUGUCGGCUUCGUGCUUAUCGGGAUCGUGUGGCCAGCGAUCUCCUGGCCGAAGAACAUGGUCAGUCAAAAUUGGCGAUUAUACCUGUCGUGGGCGUCCGCUUGUGUGGUGACGGCGAUUUUCCCGCUCCUGCGCGUGGAUCCGGCAGAAAGCACGGGCGUCAUUAUGUUGGGCGGGCUCUGCAUGCUUCUUGCUGGGCUCAUCGGCGCGCGCCGCACUCACUCAAACAUGCACUCUGAACAGCUCGUCCUGAUACUGGCGAGCAUGUCGGUCACGGCGAGUUCGAUUCGGAACUUGCAGGCCAAGACGGGCCUCCCACUGAUGAACCAAGUGCUCGGUUGGGUCGUCCUCGUCACGGCUUCCCUGCUUCCCGCCUUUAUGCGCAUUUUGUCCACGUCUGGGGAGACCAAGUUCCUGAUCUACGUGCUGACGUUCUGCCCAUGCUUUAUUAUCCUGUCCAUCCGCGCCGAGGGCCUGUUUUAUCUCUCGUACUGCGUAACACUGUUCUUUUGGAUCAAAGUCGAAGAGGCCGUGCGCGCACGGACAACCCAGGCAAACGGAGCUACAGGUGUCAAAGAUAAAGCUGAUAAUUCAACGGUGGACGAUCAAGUAAGGGGGCACUGGAAUCCCAGUGAAUACAGGCUGGACGACGUCAGGAUAGCACUGUUUUUCUUGUUUUUCGUUCAGGUAGGCUUCUUCGGGACCGGAAAUGUUGCAUCCAUAUCGUCAUUCUACCUUGAGCCCGUGUAUCGCCUGGUGCCGAUUUUCAGCCCAUUCCUCAUGGCCUCACUCUUGCUCUUUAAGAUUCUCGCGCCAUACGUGCUGCUCUCAGUUGCGUUCGCAACCGUUAACGCACGUGUCGGCAUGCCGCCUUUUGCGCUGUUUUUGGUGGCGCUGACCUUGACAGAUGGCAUGACGAUGACGUUCUUCUUCAAUGUCACCGAUAGUGGGUCGUGGCUGCAGAUUGGACAGUCAAUAUCCCACUUUUGCAUCACGUCGCUCCUGCUUGUGUUCUCGGCAGUGAUAGCAGCAGCUGGAGAACACCUUUUGCGAGAUGGCAACAUGCGAAGUGGGGGAAAAGCAGAAUAA
Heterobasidion irregulare TC 32-1 is the source of this 2844-nucleotide messenger RNA. RefSeq names its product ATP exporter. The record is from RefSeq and is a predicted model, not a curated record. Gene Ontology annotation, cellular component: endoplasmic reticulum membrane. NCBI's taxonomy places the organism in Eukaryota, Fungi, Basidiomycota, Agaricomycetes, Russulales, Bondarzewiaceae. Gene Ontology annotation, biological process: GPI anchor biosynthetic process. The transcript is spliced from 21 exons. Gene Ontology annotation, molecular function: mannose-ethanolamine phosphotransferase activity. The coding region runs from base 1 to 2844 and encodes 947 amino acids.